AAAUACUCUUCUUCUUUUGAAAUUGGAAAAGACCUUUAAAACAUCUUCUUUCUCUCUUUACCCAUCAUUGCGAAGAUGCCUUUUCUUAAUUUUCUGUUUCUUCUAAUCCUACUCUUGCCUUCUUCUCUGAAAGGCUUUCCCAAUGUAAUCCCAUCAACUGAACAACCCACACACACGCAAUCUUUGAUCAUGAAAGCUUGCACCGGCGUCGAAAACCAGGAUUCAUGCAUGUUGAGUAUGCAAGUUGAGCUCGAAAAGGCAGGUUCCCCUUCUGGUCAUUCAGUUUUGAGUGCUGCCUUGCGGGCUUCCCUAAGUGAAGCAAGGUUAGCCGUUGAUACGAUCACAAAAUUCAACUCCUUGUCUAUCAGCUAUCGCGAACAAGUAGCCAUUGAAGAUUGCAAAGAGCUUCUUGAUUUCUCAGUCUCUGAGUUGGCUUGGUCAUUGGAAGAGAUGGAGAAAAUUCGAGCAGGUGAUAUGAAUGUUCGCUAUGAAGGGAAUCUAAAAGCUUGGCUGAGUGCUGCACUAAGUAACCAAGAUACAUGCCUCGAAGGCUUCGAAGGCACGGACCGACGUUUGGAGAACUUCAUGAGAGGAAGCCUGAACCAGGUUACGCAGCUAAUCGGUAAUGUAUUAGCUCUGUAUACUCAGCUGCACAGCAUGCCUUUUAAACCGUCACGAAAUGGCACUGUCACCAACAGAAGUCCAGAAUUCCCAGAAUGGAUGACAGAAGGUGAUCAAGAACUUUUAAAAGCCAGUUCUGUUGGUAUUCAUAUAGAUGCUAUUGUGUCCUUGGAUGGGAGUGGCCAUUACCGUACAAUUACGGAGGCGAUUAACGAAGCUCCAAGCCACAGUAAUAGGAGGUAUAUCAUAUAUGUGAAGCAAGGAGUUUACAGAGAAAACAUUGAUAUGAAGAAGAAAAAAACCAAUAUUAUGUUAGUAGGCGAUGGUAUUGGUAAGACUGUGGUGACAGGGAACCGCAAUUUUUUGCAGGGAUGGACUACAUUUAGAACUGCAACUGUGGCUGUUUCUGGAAGAGGAUUCAUAGCAAGAGACAUGACCUUUCGCAAUACGGCUGGGCCACAGAACCAUCAAGCCGUGGCACUCCGUGUCGAUUCAGACCAAUCAGCCUUUUACCGGUGCAGCAUGGAAGGUUAUCAAGACACCCUAUAUGCUCACUCUCUCCGGCAAUUUUACCGGGAAUGCAACAUUUACGGCACCAUAGAUUACAUAUUUGGAAAUGGAGCGGCAGUUUUCCAGAAAUGUAAGAUAUUCACUAGAGUCCCAUUGCCCUUACAGAAGGUCACAAUAACAGCCCAGGGAAGAAAAAACCCACAUCAAAGCACUGGAUUUUCAAUCCAAGAUAGCUACAUUUUGGCCACACAACCCACUUAUUUAGGCAGGCCAUGGAAACAGUUUUCCAGGACUGUUUUUCUGAACACUUACAUGGGCGGUUUGGUCCAGCCCAGAGGGUGGCUCGAGUGGUAUGGUAAUUUUGCUCUGAGUACACUGUGGUAUGGUGAGUAUAAGAAUUAUGGUCCUGGUGCCCCAGUCUCAGGCCGGGUGAAAUGGCCCGGUUACCACAUUAUCCAAGAUGCUUCCACCGCCAAGUUCUUCACCGCCAGGGAGUUCAUCGACGGCAUGUCGUGGCUGCCGUCAACCGGUGUUAAGUUCACGGCAGGUUUAAGCAAUUAAGUCAAAGUUAUAUCUUAAAGAUUAGUUUUGGAAUCAUCUUAUUGAUUUAUUGGUUCCAAUAAUAAUGUAGUCAUCAGCCAAAACCCUUAUUCAUGAUUCAUGUGUUGUGUAUAAUUUUUAUAUUAUAAUUUAACAAAUAGAAGUAGUUGGUGUUAGUUUGUAGUUA
Molecule: messenger RNA, 1858 nt
Organism: Jatropha curcas
Lineage: Eukaryota; Viridiplantae; Streptophyta; Magnoliopsida; Malpighiales; Euphorbiaceae
Product: Plant invertase/pectin methylesterase inhibitor superfamily
Biological process (GO): cell wall modification
Molecular function (GO): pectinesterase activity; enzyme inhibitor activity
Source: RefSeq, a predicted model, not a curated record